AUGUAUGGACAAACAAAUGCAUGGGUAUUGCCCAAUGGGAGGUAUGGAGCCUUUGAAGUCAAUGAAACAGAUGUAUUUAUUCUUACGCAGAGAGCAGCACGUAAUCUUGCUUAUCAGGGGUUCUCUAGGAUACCUGAGAAACCUUCCUGCUUGAUUGAACUAACUGGUUACGAUUUGAUUGGCCUUCCAUUGAAGUCACCGCUUGCACACCAUCAGAUUAUUUAUGCCCUUCCUAUGUUAACCAUCGAUGCAGACAAAGGGACUGGGAUUGUGACUAGUGUACCUGGGGAUGCUCCUGAUGAUUAUAUGGCCCUGCAUGAUUUAAAAUCGAAACCAGCUUUUAGAACCAAAUAUGGUGUGAAGGAUGAAUGGGUUAUGCCCUUUAAGAUUGUACCGAUCAUCAGUAUUCCGGAAUUUGGAGAUAAGGCUGCGGAGAAGGUCUGUGGGGAUCUCAAGAUCAAAAGCCAGAAUGAGAAAGACAAGCUAGCAGAAGCCAAGAGGUUGACAUACUUGAAAGGGUUUACAGAAGGAACACUGCUCGUGGGAGAAUUUGCAGGAAGGAGAGUCCAGGAGGCAAAAUCGUGGAUAAGGAGCAAACUAAUGGAGGUAGGAAAUGCAAUCAUGUAUAGUGAACCGGAGAAGCACGUAGUGUCACGGUCAGCUGAAUGGAAAAAAUUGGCUGAGGAAUGCUUGUCGAGCAUGAACUUGUACUCUGACGUGACACGACAUGGAUUUGAACACACGUUAAGUUGGUUGAAUCAGUGGGCUUGUUCACGAUCGUUUGGGCUUGGAACACGUAUUCCCUGGGAUGAAAAUUACUUGGUCGAGUCGUUGUCUGAUUCAACCCUUUACAUGGCUUAUUACACCAUUGCUCACUUUUUACACGAUGGAGACAUGUAUGGGGAUUCCAACACAUCUGGGGUUAUACCUGAACAAAUGACCGAUGAGGUAUGGGAUUUUAUCUUUUGUGAUGGGCCCUUUCCAAAAUCAUCUGACGUAUCAUCAUCAAUUCUGAAUAAGAUGAAGCAGGAGUUCGAAUAUUGGUAUCCAUUUGAUCUUCGAGUGUCUGGUAAGGAUCUCAUCCAGAAUCAUUUUGCAUUUUGCAUUUACAACCACACGGCAAUUAUGCCCAAGAAGCAUUGGCCUCGUGGGUAUAGAUGUAAUGGGCACCUCAUGCUCAAUUCUAAGAAGAUGUCCAAGUCCACAGGGAAUUUUUUGACAUUACGGCAGGCAAUAGAGGAAUAUUCUGCUGAUGCCACACGAAUGGAUUUGGCCGAUGCCGGUGAUGGUGUUGAUGAUGCAAAUUUUGUAUUUGACACUGCAAAUGCUGCCAUCGGACGACUCACUAAAGAGAUUGCAUGGAUGGAGAAGAAUUUGAGUGCAGACUCUUUGAGAAGAGGUUGUCCUUCUACUUUUGCGGACCAUGUCUUUUGA
Molecule: messenger RNA, 1434 nt
Organism: Prunus armeniaca (apricot)
Lineage: Eukaryota; Viridiplantae; Streptophyta; Magnoliopsida; Rosales; Rosaceae
Source: the annotation of a GenBank genome assembly